This is a messenger RNA of Stegostoma tigrinum, 2400 nucleotides long. Its product is annotated as heat shock protein 30-like. The transcript has a single exon. Gene Ontology annotation, molecular function: protein folding chaperone. Lineage: Eukaryota; Metazoa; Chordata; Chondrichthyes; Orectolobiformes; Stegostomatidae. The coding region runs from base 1613 to 2269 and encodes 218 amino acids. Gene Ontology annotation, biological process: protein refolding; response to heat. The record is from RefSeq and is a predicted model, not a curated record.
UUGCAGAUGGCGGAAGUGUCGGAGGAUGAUGCUUUGGAUCCGGAGGUUGGUGGGGUGGUAUGUGAGGAUGAGGGGGAUUCUGUUUUGGUUUUUAUUGUGGGGAGGGGGUUUGAGGGAUGAGUUGCAGGAGACACAGUCGAGGACAUUCUCGACCACUGAGUGGGGGAAGUUGCGGUCCUUGAAAAACGAGUACAUCUGAGAUGAGGACAUCUCCCCUCCCCCUACUGCAUCCCAAAAUUGGCCCAGCUCAUCCCCUCCUACCUAACCUGUCCUUCCUCCCACCUAUCUGCUCAUCCCACCUCAGGCCCCACCCCCAUCUCCUACCUACCACCCUCAUCCCGUCCCCUUGACGUGUUCAUCCUCCCUGGACUGACCUAUCUCCUCCCUAACUCCCUUUACUAGCUCCAUCCCCGCCUCUUUGACCUGUCUGUCUCCUCUCCACCUAUCUUCUCCUCCAUCCAUCUUCUAUCCCUCUCCCCAUCUCUCCCCUCCCCCAUUUCUGAAGAAAGAUCUAGGCCCGAAACGUCAGCGUUCCUGCUCCUCUCAUGCUGCUUGGCCUGCUGUGUUCAAUCAGGUCCACACCUUGUUAUCCUCAAAAAUAACUUCAUUGGACAUUAUCUUAUUUGUUUGAGGGAGUCUGGUGUGAGUAAAUAUCUGCUGCAUUUCCUUUGUUACAAUGGAGAUGCUUAAAAGUACUUGAUAAGCUCUAACAUGCUUUGAGAUAUUAGGUAGUUACAACAAGUGCUAUAAUAAUGCAAAGUCCUUGUUUACCUCCACUAUCUUCCUCAGAAAUCUGUGAGAUAGAACAAAAUUCAUACACUGAAGUACUUUCACAAGUUAAUUCACAGUCCCUUUAUCCCCCUUGAGCACAGGCCAUGUCGCUUGUUUUACUGCCCUUGAGAUAAAACAAGGUAUCAUGGUCAAUAUUUAUUUGGAUAUGAGUGAUGCGGGUCUAUUUCUGACUUAAUGCUAGUCCUCUGCAGUGGAAUUAACUGUCAGAUACUAAGUAAAGCCAAAUGUUGUCAGGGUGCAUUGGUAAAUGAAUGGAAAUGGUUUUGAGUGCUCAUGUCAACAGUAUUUCUGUACCACAUAAUUAUGCAGUUGCAUAAGUUUCCAAGGGUCUGGAUAUGAGAUUGGAGAAUAUAAGAGCUUAUUUGUCUUGGUAGUCACAUCAUUAUUAAAGAGAACUUCUUAUACUACACACAUACACUUAAAAUUCAUGAAGUAUAUUUACACAUAACUUUAUUGGAACUUUAUUUGACACUUUACUGUCAAAUAAAUAACAAAGUUAUGAUUAAUUAAUAUCACAUUACAAUGUUAACACAUUAUCAUUGAUCCCCAUAAAACAGUUGCGACUGGGAAAAGAUCAUGCCAGAAGUCUCUAAAAUAUACCAAUGUGGUAUUGAGUCAAGAUAUUCAUGAUUAAACUAAGUCAUUUAUUUUCAGCUCAUGUGUGGUAAACCAAGAAAGGUUUAGCUCAUUCUGGAAAUGUCUGGAUUCCUGGCAGUAGAAUAUAUAAGGUGUGUGGCCUGUGUGCAGCAGCAGAUCAGAGGCUGACGACUGGGAGAUCACAUCAGUCAGUUUGAGAGACGUGAGAGAAGAAGCAGAGACAAUGCUGAGCUUUCGAUCUUUCCACCCUUCACGCCUGUGCCAGCAGCCUGUGUACACAUUGGGGCCUGUUGAACACAGGCUCUGGGAGCCGCUUCAAUGUAACGUGUGGAAACAGGUGGAAGAAGCGAGAAGGAGCAUGAACUUCAUGAAUCGAGUCCUUGAGUUGACAGCAGAAUUUUUCGGGGAAGUGCCAAAACAUCAGGAUAACAAGUCCGAUGCUAAUGGAGAAAGAAAAAGACAUUCUGAAGACAAAGAUGGAGAUGGCUUUUCUGUGUCGCUGAAUGUCCAGGGCUUUCCCCCAGAAGAACUGAGGGUGAACGUAUUUGGAAGAAAAGUGCUGGUGACAGGAAAACACAAGAAGAAAUGUGAUGAUGGCAGCGGCUCUUACAGCUACAAAUAUGAAGAGUUCAGGAGAGAAUUCCAGCUGCCAGAGGGUGUCGAUGCUGAAGUUCUUCGAUGCUGUUUGUCGCAGGAUGGUCGGUUAAAGGUUCAAGCCCCAAGCCUGGCAUUGCCAGCUGUGAAUGAACGGACCGUCCCCAUCAACAUCACCUCAGACACGACAACUACUCCCCGGCUCAUUCCUGACCAAGAAGCAAAGAAACAGGAGAGUGGGAGGGAUGUGGGAAACAAGAAAGAUGAAGAACAGAUGGACAAUUAAAACUCAGUCACAAUGAAGUUUUUUAGAUAUUAGAAUUGUUUUUAUACAGUAAUGAAUUUCUGAGACCACGAUGAAAGUAUAUUGCUGAAAACCAAUUGUCUUCAGCUUGUCAGUAUGUACUGUCCUAUUAU